Rhizophagus irregularis DAOM 181602=DAOM 197198 is the source of this 1102-nucleotide messenger RNA. Lineage: Eukaryota; Fungi; Glomeromycota; Glomeromycetes; Glomerales; Glomeraceae. The record is from RefSeq and is a predicted model, not a curated record.
AAUAUUCAAUAUUUUUCGUAACUUCUCCUAUCAUACAACAUUAUGUUCCAUUUGUUAAAAAGAAAGCAAAUGAUGUACUUCAAGGCAUGGAAUUUAUUAAUCAAAAACUGAAUGCAAUUAUUAAGAGUCGUAGACAAGAAAUUGAAGAGAAACCAUUGGAUGAACACUUACCGCAUGAUAUGUUGACAUCAAUGAUUAUCAAAAAUACACUUCGUGAUGAUAAUUAUAUUGAAACUGGUGAAGCGACGAGACCUAUGACUGAUACCGAAAUUCGUGUUAAUAUACUUGAUGGAAUUUUUACUGGAACUUAUAAAAUUGGGAAUAUGCUUUCAUUCAUUGUCUAUUAUAUUGCACAUAAUCCAGAUGUAAAAAAGAAAAUGCUAAAAGAAAUUGAUAGUAUAUUUCAAGACGAUAAAAUGCGACCAAUUACUAAAGAUGAUUUUUAUAGUUUAAGUUACUGUGAAGCAAUUGUAAAGGAAGUAGCUCGCAUUCAUCCAGUAAUACACUUACUUACAAGAUAUAUUGAUAAACCUAACAAAGUAGCAGAAUAUCAUUGGCCAGCUGAUUCAUUGUUUCUAAUUAAUGUUAAAUCUGUUCAUAAUAAUGAUGAUUAUUGGGAAGAGCCUAAUAAAUUUAACCCUGAUAGAUGGAUAGUUAAAAAUUUUGAGCCAAAGAAGGGUUCUUUUCUUAUGUUUGGUGGAGGAUUAAGAUUAUGUCCAGGAAGAAAGUUGGCAACAAUUGAAUUAGUUUGUUUGAUAGCUUUAUUGUUUAGAAAAUAUGAAAUCGAUUUAGUAGAUAUGAAUACUCCUAUCAAAACUACAAACAGUGGUACUAUGGUUCUAUGUGUCGAUUUAUUAGUUGAAAUUAAACCAAGAAAUUGAUUUCUUAUAUUUAAGGAUAUAAUAUAUUUAUAAUUUAUUUGAUGGGAAAUAGAGAUAUCAGUCAAAGACCGAUGGAUAUCCCCAACUAAUAAGUAAGAUCAUUAGGAGUACUGCAAUAUCCAAUAGGAUUAAUGCUACUAAUACUGAUUUUAAUAUUGGUGGAUAUCUCAUUCGGAAUAUUUUAUAUUGAAUAUUUUAUUGAAAUUCAUUAAAUAAUCAAG